AUGUCUGAGGCAUUGACGGGUACUGGCAUCAACACACCCCUCUGGACGAUGUAUAUGAUAGACUUGCACCUGGCAGCUGCUCCCAGUUCUUCAGUUACCAGCGAUAUUCCUCGGACGUGGACGCCUUCACUCUGCAUUGAAAGACGGGUCAAACCAUUCCACUGUAACUACAAGCCAUUCCACCGUAAGUACAAGCCACACCACCCAUCCAUACACAACGUCCAACACCGUGCUCGCAGCCUCAACUUCAACACCGCAAACAUGUCUCGUCUCCAAGCCCUCGACUACCGUCGCAUACGCAACCUCACAGCCGCCCGCAAGAACCUCAACAUGGCGCGCAAGGAGGUGUACAGAGGCCUCAAGCUCCAGCAUUCACAGCUCAGCACCCGCAACGAAAAGUUCGACGAAGCGAAACGCGAUCUCGCCCAUGUCAUGGCUCGGAUCAGGACCCUGUUCCAAGACUACGACAGCAACGAUCGCGACCUUGCCAAGAAGUUGGACUGCAUCGUAGCAGACAUCACCUUCAUCAACACCAUCCAACUAUCCUGGGGAAAGCAUUUCCAGAACCAACCUGGCUAUUCGAGACCGGACACCGUUCCUGACAUUGCCCCGGUACUUGCGCCGUUUCUUGGAAGAUGGCAAGAGGCGGUUGGUUUGCAUGGGGAGUACAACCGCGCCUGGGACGAUCUGGCAACGACCGGGCAGGAUGUGGACGAGUCGGAGUUCACGAUGGAUAGCUUCAGGGAGUGUCUGAUCGCUCGGGUGGAGGGGGAGGAUUCUGAUGGAGACGCUACUGAGAGUGUGGACACUGAUGGAGAGGUUGCCCAAGGUGAGGAUAGUGAUGUUGAGGAUAUGAACCUUGAGGAUGGAGAUGAGACUGACGUCGAGGACGUCGUUGGAGGUGGUAUGGAGCUGGAUGGUGAGAUCGUGAAUGAUGAGGAUCUGGAUGGCAAUUUUGCUAGGGAAUCUCCAAAUCCAGCACCCGCUGCCAGAAGAGAGUCAUAUCCAAGCGGCGCGUACAACGUAUCAAACAGAUUCUACGCGCGCCAGGAGCAAGACACAGACUACGAUGCCGAGCAGCCCGUCCGCUGCAAAAAGGCGCCGCUCGUCAUUCACUCCAACACGAACAGUGACGAAAGCAACAGGGAGGUUCUGAUCUCGCAAUUCCGCACGUCAGCCACGACAGCCACGGCAACACAGCUCUGA
Dothidotthia symphoricarpi CBS 119687 is the source of this 1206-nucleotide messenger RNA. RefSeq lists its product as uncharacterized. The record is from RefSeq and is a predicted model, not a curated record. Bases 1 to 1206 code for a protein of 401 amino acids. The transcript is spliced from 3 exons. Lineage: Eukaryota; Fungi; Ascomycota; Dothideomycetes; Pleosporales; Dothidotthiaceae.